Molecule: messenger RNA, 2812 nt
Organism: Moneuplotes crassus
Lineage: Eukaryota; Ciliophora; Spirotrichea; Euplotida; Euplotidae
Source: the annotation of a GenBank genome assembly
GUGUUAAUGAUGCUCAAUAUUUUUAAAUUACAAAGAACAGCAGGAAAAUUCCUUUGCACCAAGCCAUACCCUACUUUGAUGCCUUUAACAAGGAGCAUCUUUAUUAGGAAUAAGUUUCCAAUGGCUGCCAUGAUUACAACAGUUCCUAAAAGAAAUAACUCAUCUUAUGUGCAAGAAGAAAUUAAGCAGGCACCUUACUCAGGAAGAGAAAGUAUUGAACUCAUUGUUUCAAGGCUUGAUCAAGAUGGUCUGAAAGAAUUUUGACAUUAUUAUCAAAUUCCUUUUAUCGAAAACAACUUGGUCAAGACAACAUACAAUGCAGCUAAAAUUUACUACAGAUUAAAGGAGAAUGAUAUUAAAGUUCCUAUAUCACAGACUAAAAUAUACAGAGUCUCAGAAUUGUUAGCCACAAUUCCAAAAGAAGAAGUAGAAGAUCUCGACACUAAAUUUAAAAUGGAAGAUAAGUGGAUGAAGUUCUUUAUGCCAAGAUUGACCAGCAUUGAGAUCGACAUUGACAAAGCUCUCAGCACAGUCUAUACUGAGAAUCCAAAAGGAAGAAAGUAUCCUGUCCAAGCAGUCCUGAAGGCUUUUAUUAGAGACAAUGCUAAGCAUUUUAAUGAUUCUCAAAAGCUAAGAGCUCUCAGCAUUUUAGAGUCUAAUCAAGACAGAGACAUGGAGACUAGCGACUUUCUUUUUAAGUCUAUUUACAGCAGAAUAGUUUCAAGCGAGUUUGAUUUUACAGAUCCUCAGUUAACCUUCCAGCUCAUGAGUACAACCUUGAAGAAAUAUUCAACUGUCUUUAAAGAUGAUAUUGAGAAUAGAGAGGUAAAGUUCUGGGGAUCCUACUUUAACAUAACUGAAAAUUAUUUAAGGAGGGUGACUUCAAUUCCUCCAGUAAAACUCAAGAAGUUCAGAAAGGAUAUUUGUCUCUUUGCUAUUCCUUAUGUCAAGGUCUUAUUCAAUGAAUUCACAUUUUCUGAGAAAUUGGUCAUUCUUCGCCUUUGCCAAGUAACCCAUACUCUACGAGAGGAUUUAGUUGAGAGAUACUUUAGAGAGCUUAUUGAAGAAUUCAAAAAUUUGGACAAAGAGGAAACCAUUACCAGUCAUUUUGCUAUGGUUUCUGACAAGUAUAACAACACUGAAGAGUCUUACCUAGACGAAUUAGUUAAGGUCCUCAAUUACGGGUUCUCUAUCAACCCUAAUCUUAAAGAAAUAGAAGGCUCAGAUGAGUUUAUCUCAACUUUAUUAAAAGAAUACAGAAAAUCAAGGAAGGUAGACUGAAGCUGUGAAUACCUCCUUCCAGAUCCUCAGAAAAGAAUAGACUGGAACAAUUCCUUGAUCGGGAGCUAUCUACAAGAAAUCAAAGAUAUGGGAUAUAAUUUUGCAGAGAGAAGGCCCUAUGCAAUAAUUAAACGCUUGGAGAUGAUUAAUCCUGAUGAGUGUGAUGAAAAGAAAUACCUCCAGCUUCUUAAAAUUUUGACUUCAAUGGUGUGAAACGAAUUUAAUGAGAAUUUCACCAAAUACAACAUCAAAAUGGCUUUAGUGGAAAAUGCUAAUAUGUAUAACAACUACAUCGGAUUUAACUUCACAAUCAGACUUCGUGAGAUCCGUGAAUCUAUUAUUAAGUUAAUGCAGCUGCAUUUCAGAGAAAAUUAUGACAACAUUUUUGACAGAAAUUACACAGAAAAGAACUUAUUUAAAGUAAUCAUCAAUGAGAAGCUGUUUGAUGCCUAUUUUGAGAUGCUAAUCACUCUUUGUUCGAUUGAGUCUCAGAAACCAAUGUAUAACUCAAAUUCAACUGGCCCUAGAAAGAAAAUGGGGAGCUUACAAGAAGGCCUUUACCGCAAUAAGAUGUACAAGUAUCUCUACGACCCUGCUUUAUGUGGUUAUAUCGAUUCCCUACCGAGAGAAAGUGAAAAGCGAUGGAAUCAUAAUUUUGUCCGUUAUUUGCAGAUAAAAGUAGAGUCAUUUCUAGUAGUAAACCCUAUCUAUCACUUUCGUGCGCAGGCAUUAGCUUAUAGCAAGCAGAUUAGUCGUGCUUAUAAGAAGUCUUUGAAUCACAACUUUCUUCCUCAACAUCAAAAUCUUGGCGAUGAUGAAGAAUUCGAUGUAUUGAACAACACUGAAGACUCAGAGGAUAUUAUCCCUCAGCCAAAAGUUACUGCCAAUCAGAAGUAUUUUAUCCAAAAGAAAGAUUACAAGAAUCAGAUGCUUGAUCUCAUGCAACAUGACUUGAAGGAAUACUUUGAGGGUGCCAACUGGGCUAUCGAUUCAUUUUUAGAUCUAACAAUAAGAAAGAUGACAUCUAAAUUCCCAAACCAAAGAUUAAUCCUUGAAGCACUCUGAGAGAUAUUAGAAGGUAUGGAAGAUUGCCCUCAUGUGGAUCAUUUGGAUAAGAAAGUGAUUGUCUACAACCCAAAGACUUACCAAAAGAUGAAGUGACUUAUCCAAAUCUUGAAGGAUAUGGAAAAGAGGAAACAAACUUCCCCUCUUCCUUCAAUCUCUGGUGAAGUUGUAGCUGGGUAUAAAAUCACAAAUUUCAUUGCCCACACAAAUAAUUUAGAUCGAGAUAUGAGAGCUUUUGAUGAAAUGCUUGAGAAUAGAUUAAGCCAUAAAUUUAUUGAGAGAUUUGGUAAUCAAUUGAAUGAGAACAAGACAAAAAGCUACUUUGCAGAACUGUCAAUUAUCGAAAGUGAAAAUUCAAAAUACCUGAAUGCAGGACAUUACGAGUUGAUGGAUAUGUGCAGACAGAAGUUAUUGGAGAAGUAUCUUUAUUCUGGAUUUAUUAAGUUGGAUUAAGCUUUUAACUGAA